CAAGAGGCGUCCUUCCUGCCGUGCGCCAGGGCUGUGAGCCGGUCUUGAGUAGCUCGAGGAGUGAGAUGGCUGAUACUAGUGCGAGCGGAGCGGCGGGAUCCGAGGCCGGGAAGGCCCCGGUAGCGCAGCGCAUUGAUCCGGCGCGAGAGAAGCUGAGCCCGGCCCAGCUGCGUUUCAUGCGGCAGGUGGAGCUCUCCCAGUGGCAGAAAACGCUUCCGCAGCGGCGGGGCCGGAACAUCCUGACCGGCCUGAGCAUCGGGGCCCUGGUGUUGGCCAUUUAUGGCUAUACAUUCUACUCAGUGUCCCAAGAGCGGUUCCUGGAUGACUUGGAAGACCAGGCCAAAGCUGCUAGAGUGAAAGCUGCUGGCACGAACAGCCCCUAAACCCCAAGUGGGUGCUCAAACUCUCUCCACCCUGGAUGGAACUUCUUCAAAAUGAGGAUGGAUGCCUCCACUUUCUGUACUUCCCCUCCCCUCCAGGAAAAAGACUCCUACUGGGAUAAGUAAUGUUUUGGCCAGCCUGACCUUGAGAUGUUGUUUGGUUAUGGAGUCCCACCCUACUUUGGGAAUUGUGUAUCCAGCCAGUUUGAUGGGAACACCUAUUUCUUCUCCCCCCCCCCAAAAAAAGAAAUUGAGCCUUUGUCACAAUAGGGAGGAGGCAUAACUAUGUCACCCUCAGCUUUUUCAGUAGCACCUUAUUCCUGUCGUCGUGCUGCUUCCUACUGUAGAGAUUUAAAGCCAUUGUCGAGGGGCAAGUAUGGUACCACUUCUCUUUGUUGAAAUCUGAUGUGGCAGUGAUGGUGGUCAGGUUGAGGGCUGAUUCACAAUAAAGUGAAUCACCUGUUCUAGA
Vombatus ursinus (common wombat) is the source of this 849-nucleotide messenger RNA. RefSeq names its product cytochrome c oxidase assembly factor 3 homolog, mitochondrial. NCBI's taxonomy places the organism in Eukaryota, Metazoa, Chordata, Mammalia, Diprotodontia, Vombatidae. The record is from RefSeq and is a predicted model, not a curated record. The transcript is spliced from 2 exons. Gene Ontology annotation, biological process: mitochondrial respiratory chain complex IV assembly. Bases 66 to 383 code for a protein of 105 amino acids. Gene Ontology annotation, cellular component: mitochondrial inner membrane.